Molecule: messenger RNA, 894 nt
Organism: Eruca vesicaria subsp. sativa (arugula)
Lineage: Eukaryota; Viridiplantae; Streptophyta; Magnoliopsida; Brassicales; Brassicaceae
Source: the annotation of a GenBank genome assembly
AUGACUUCAAGUGAUGAUCUUCAAUUUUCAUUGGACACCAACUUCUCUUUGUUCUCGGACCCGUCCGAAACUUCUAAUGCUCUCACGAUGACUCAGAUGGGGAGUAGUGUACAGCAAGUUGAGAGAACUAAUGGGCCAACAAAUCUCAAUCCUAUGUUUCAAGAUCAUCCUUCUUUUCCAUGCAGGUUUCAGGAAGAGCGAUAUGAUGAAGACUUACUACUUGAAAAGCUACACCAUAUUCAUAGAAAUGAUCAGAUGCACCGACCUGAACCAUCGAACAUGCCUAUGCCACCAUACGUGGGGACUAUGUUAAGCAAUCAACACCGGAUUCCUAAUGCCUCGUAUUCAAACACUACACCGAACCCAAAGCCAGAAAGCUAUUCACCAUUUGCGCAUACGUCAUAUCAGUCUGACCCAUAUGCUUUUAAUUUCCAAAACUCAAGCUCAUUACAAACCACUUCUCGUCGACCCCGUGGAAGGCCAAGGAAAAAUCAGAUUCCGAUGUCUUUGGUAUGUACAAAUCAAACGCUCUUCACCUCUCCCAGACAUCAUGGCAUACAAGAUAAGGGGAAACAACCUAUUACAACAAUGCCGUUUUCGAACCUAACUCUCUACAAUCAAUAUCAAAAUUCAUACACAAACAUAAUGACCCAGCAGAGUGGAGUUUUAAGACAACGCAGUUGUUAUGAUCAACUUGAAAAUGAAAUCUCAUCCUCUAAAACAAGCAGGAUCAUGGGAACUUUCCAAGAAAAAUCAAUAGCAGAUUCGUCGACGGUUUCUUUUUGGCAAAAUAAAAACAUGCUUUCAAGUGCAGGCUAUGCAGCUAAUCACCAUGAAGAGAGAAUUUGGGUUUCAAUCGUUGCUCGAAUUCUGGAAAUUAAUAAAAUCCUGUGA